UUUUUUUUUUCUCUCACACACUCUUGGAGCUCCUCCCCAAUCAUCGAGUCGCCGCUCUCUACUUUAACUAUUCCUCUCUGGGCCACUCACGGAACCGACGGGUCUUUUCCUUCUUGGGUUCUUCUUACGUCCGCAUCUCGCCCGACUUGAUCUCUUUCUCUUCAUUUUCCCUUCCCCACAACCGCCACCCACCCCCAGACAACUCUGGUUCAAGGGAAGAAAGGUGGCCUGAUACUUUCUGUUUUUUCUUUCUUUUCUUUCAUCAAUCGGAAUUAAUAAGAAAAGAAAGAAGAAGAGCCUUCGAAUUCGAUUUACUCGACUGGUGACGCGCACUCGAAGGACGGCAAUCGCUUAUCGGAAAAACGGUUGGAAUUGUUAUUCCUUUCCAUCCCUUCGCCUCUGAAGCUCACUGUUCUCGGCCGGUCGCUUUCGCCGUUGAUACCCACUCACGCUAUUAUCUUUUUUAUCCCUUUGAUUUAUUUUAUUUUUAAUAAUUAACGAAUCGGUCAAGGGCGAAAUCGCAAAGAUAUAAUCGGAAGCAUUGGCAUGAUGGGGUCAUUGGAAGCCAGUCAUAGGCAUAGGGACCAUCUACCAGCCCUUGGUUUUCUAGGAAAAGACGGAUCGGGAUAUCCCCCAAAACACCCAGCUGUUGCACCGGGCCCUGUAACAUCGCCAGGAGCUCUUCUCAGCCCAACAAGCAUGUAUUCCGGCCAGCCAUUACCAUGCUCGUACCCAACAUCGUCCGCCAGCGCACCCUCUGUGCAGCCUGGUUAUAUCUCGCCUACGGAUUCGCGGCGCGUACUUGAAGAGGAGAAGGAGAAGCAACAGUCACAACCACAAAGGCAAUCACUUCCGUCCAUCCACGAGGCUUUAGGAAAUGAUAACCCCCUUCCGUAUCCUGCGCCCACGUCGGCGGCUCCUCAGCAGCCUCAACAUGCGCCACAUUCGCAUCUUCUAUCUUCAAAUGUUAUAGGACGACCGACUGUCGAAGCACCGCCAGGACCAUCGAAUCCGUUUUCAAAUGUAAUAUCAUCAGGGCCUUAUGUGGUGCGGGACUCAGCGUACCCUCAACCUCAACUGCAAGCAGAAGCAUCUCGGGGGAGUUUGGCGUCAGUUACCACUCAAGAUUCGCGAAAUCACUCGAUUCAAUCCCUGAGUUCGGGCAAAUCACCCACGCAGAGUCAAAAAACGGGGAUCACGUCAAUUGCUGGCUCACAGACGGGAUCGGCCUAUGAAUAUAGUGCUCCUACUUCUGCGGGCAGCAUCGCCUCUCCCAACGGCUAUGGUCCAUUUCCGCAGAACUUCUCCUUCCAGUCGCAGCCUCCACCAAAUGCGCCAGCGUAUCCAGUUGCGUAUGACACCCGACCCUACGGUACUACAUGGAAGUCGGGUGUGCCCGAAAUGGCGCGUGUCGAGGAAAUGAAGGCCGGACAUACGGGUCGUGCUAUUGCGGGACAGAUCCCGGGCGAUUCUGUCAAACGGCAUUUGGACGUGUAUGAUGUGGAGACAUCGCUCAAUGAGAUUGCGGAGAUGAGCACGCGCACGCUGGACUUUUCACGGCACUACGCUGCAAGAGCGCACCAGUCCCAGCGUUCUGGGCCCGUUGUAAUGCCCUCUCUACAGGAAGUGGAGGAGAUGCUUAGUGUUCAGCGCCGGAACCAGGAUGCCUUACUACGUAUACGAGCUGCAGUUGUGAGCCAAGAGCACGCAUUGGCAGAACAAAUGGCCCAAAGAAAAGCCUUCAAGGCUGGUGGGGUCCGUGACGAUGACCACAUGGCAAUGUACCAAGAUGAAUACAAGGGUAGUGGCGGCUUUGCCGGACCAGAUUCGAAGAAGCGACGAGGGAAAGCAGCCCCCCCUGGCCGUUGCCACAGUUGCAACCGAGCUGAGACACCAGAAUGGCGCCGCGGUCCAGAUGGUGCUCGGACUCUAUGCAACGCAUGUGGAUUGCACUAUGCCAAGUUGACGCGCAAGAUGGGUGCCAAACAGGCAUCGUCCUUGGGUUCCAACCUUAAACCCAAGACUCUUGACUCCGCAUCUCCAACUGGCCGUUAACAUAUCAGACGUCCCUUUAUGUGGCGCUGAAAAACAGAAAAAAAGAAAAAAAGAAAAAGAAAAAGAAAGAAAGAAAGAAAGAAAGAAA
This is a messenger RNA of Aspergillus pseudonomiae, 2143 nucleotides long. It is a transcript of the gene nsdD, whose product is annotated as GATA-type sexual development transcription factor NsdD. Gene Ontology annotation, biological process: regulation of DNA-templated transcription. Gene Ontology annotation, molecular function: zinc ion binding; sequence-specific DNA binding. NCBI's taxonomy places the organism in Eukaryota, Fungi, Ascomycota, Eurotiomycetes, Eurotiales, Aspergillaceae. The transcript has 5 exons. The record is from RefSeq and is a predicted model, not a curated record. Bases 547 to 2055 code for a protein of 502 amino acids.